GGCACAUAGCGGCGGCAGGUAAAACGUCCCCAGCAUCCGAGGUCCAGCGAGGCGGGGACACGUCCCCGCAGCGUCAGCUGCACGCUCCGGGUGGGCAGGCGUCGUCCGUGGCCGGCGUUGUAGUGGCACCUCACUGCAGCUGCAACGCAGGGGUGCGCCAACACCGGGUCCAAUGGGAGGUGGGUAGGGUAUCCAAGCAGGACACCCUUCACCGCCGCCUCCUUUUUCUCCAGGGUGAUGCCGCGGGUCCGUCCUGCAGCAAUCUCGUCCAGGGUGGUGGCGUGGUCCCAGUCCCACGCACGGAUGAGGAAGUCCCCCGCGCGGGAGACUGUCACCCGGAGUCGCAGCUUCCGCUCGUCCUCCAUCCACCGGAUGGCCUGGUAGUGGGUGCUGAAGUCCGAAGACACCAGCCUCCACUCCGGCAGGGGUCCGCUCGAUCGGUCCUCCCCGCCGUCCUCGUGAAGCGUCCUCCUUCGGGCCCGCUUGCUCUGCACGCGGGUCCAUCCGUCCCCGUCGUCAGGAGCGGACUCCGUGGGCCGCUUCCUUCUAGCCGCCAUAGCAGAGGCGGGAGCUGAAAGCUCAACCGGGCCGUCUGCAGGGGCAAGUCAGGGAGAGCAGCAGUGAGGAGAGAGGGUCUGCACUCACUGCUGUCUGCGCCGGAACUGGUUGGGCUGCCACAGCGUUCGCUCUAUAUAUGCAGAGCCAGAGGCGGCGGUGGUGGGUCUUUGGGCGAUAGGCUGGCUCCUGCCGUCUACUUCCGGACGGCCCAGUGACGUUGGGUGAGCCUCCACACGGUACUAGGCUCUAGCAUAUGCAGACAGCUCCAAGAGACCCCUAAAUUCCUCCAAUAGGGCUAGAUAGAUGCACUGCCUGACGGGGGCGGGCAAGCGCGGGACUAGGAGGCGGCGCACGCGCAGGACGCGGCGGACCGGACCACCGCUCCUCCCCCGGCCGCCAAAAACUAUAAAAACCAGAAACGGCUGGCAGACUCAACUGUUCUGUUCGUCCGUAGCCAUGGCCCGUACCAAGCAGACUGCCAGGAAAUCCACCGGUGGCAAGGCGCCCCGCAAGCAGCUGGCCACCAAGGCCGCUCGCAAGUCGGCCCCGGCCACCGGAGGAGUCAAGAAGCCUCACCGCUACAGGCCCGGGACCGUGGCCCUCCGUGAGAUCCGCCGCUACCAGAAGAGCACCGAGCUCCUCAUCAGGAAGCUGCCCUUCCAGCGUCUGGUGCGCGAGAUCGCCCAGGAUUUCAAGACCGAUCUCCGCUUCCAGUCCUCUGCCGUCAUGGCUCUGCAGGAAGCCUCCGAGGCCUACCUCGUCGGUCUCUUCGAGGACACCAACCUCUGCGCCAUCCACGCCAAGCGUGUCACCAUCAUGCCAAAGGACAUCCAGCUGGCCCGUCGCAUUCGCGGCGAGCGUGCCUAAGCGUCUGAGUACUACAAUCUGCUCACACUAUAUCUAGGCCCUUUUCAGGGCCAAA
Eriocheir sinensis (Chinese mitten crab) is the source of this 1480-nucleotide messenger RNA. RefSeq names its product histone H3-like. Gene Ontology annotation, cellular component: nucleosome. The record is from RefSeq and is a predicted model, not a curated record. Gene Ontology annotation, molecular function: protein heterodimerization activity; structural constituent of chromatin; DNA binding. Bases 862 to 1425 code for a protein of 187 amino acids. NCBI's taxonomy places the organism in Eukaryota, Metazoa, Arthropoda, Malacostraca, Decapoda, Varunidae. The transcript has a single exon.